Plenodomus lingam JN3 is the source of this 2850-nucleotide messenger RNA. RefSeq lists its product as uncharacterized. Gene Ontology annotation, biological process: regulation of DNA-templated transcription; DNA-templated transcription. The record is from RefSeq and is a predicted model, not a curated record. NCBI's taxonomy places the organism in Eukaryota, Fungi, Ascomycota, Dothideomycetes, Pleosporales, Leptosphaeriaceae. Gene Ontology annotation, molecular function: zinc ion binding; DNA binding; DNA-binding transcription factor activity, RNA polymerase II-specific.
AUGCGGCCCGUCUUCUGGAGAUUGACUAACCAAGUGAUUGACGAGGCUAGCGUGACUUUUAACCAUACCAUACCUGGUCGCCUACCGGCAUUCCGUUAUCCCCAAAAAGCCAUUACUAACCUCGCUUUCCAUCUCCCUAGCCCAGCACCACAAAGAUCGCUCUCAGUGGUACUCAAAAAGGAAACCAUAUACCCCCGGGUUCUUCGGUCUGACUACCUGCCUUUACGUCCCUCAACACUUCCCCUACAUGCUGGACUGCCCAAAGAUGUGCUUUCUCCCUCUGCAGCUGCGCCAGAGAAGAAGUCGCCCAACCCCCAACAACGGGUUCGUCGGCGUAAUCGGCUCAUCACUUCAUGCCUGGAAUGUAGACGAAGAAAACUCAAAUGUGACAAACAGCAGCCAUGUACGAACUGCACCAAACUUUCGCGUCAGUGUGUCUUCAUUACCUCAAGUCCCGAUCCGGAGACGCAGGCACGGCUGGCCGCUGUCAAGGAGAAAAUGGGCAUCCUUGAGAAGAGUCUUGAGGAAGAUGUGGCCCGCAAAGCGCAAUUGAAGGAUCCAAUCUCUCCGGCUUCCCGAAAGUCCUGUACCUAUGGUAGGUUACCUGGCCAGGACGAGUCCUACAGUGAUCAAGAAGAGGAUGAGGACACCAAAGACUUGAUCCCUACGACUAUGGCUACCGAAGAUGCCUAUUACGAUAAUGAGGACGAUGACAAUGAUGAUGUGGUUGACCUUGGGUUUUCCAUGGGCAAAGUACGCAUCACCGAGCGCAUUGUCGGCCUUGUGAGGCCAAGAUUUACAGAAGAACUUACUCAAUCACUGAAAGAAUUUCCAGAGCCUGACAGAUCCUCACGUGUUCCACUCUUCAACCAGGAUCCUGCCGUCUGGUUUGCGCCAGAUCGAGACUAUGUUGCUCCGUCUUCGAGCUUCUUCUUCUCCUCAGGCCUUGAACGAAUCUCACUCUUGAAUCAUCUCCCCUCGAAACCUUUGGUGGAUAAAUUGAUCGCCCAUUACUGGGUAGCGGUUCAUCUCAUUGCGAAAUGCGUGCAUCGUCCCAGAUUCGAAAGGAAUUAUCAGAAGUUUUGGGCCAAUAUCAACGCGGGUGUCGAGCCUCGUAACUCGUUCCAAGCUGUUUUGUUUGCCGCUUUGCUUAGUGCGGUCGUGUCAAUGCCCGAGGACAAAGUCAUGGCCGAAUUCCGCGUUGACAAGCAGAGUCUGGUAGACAAUUUCAGAGAGGGUACUGAGGCUGCACUCUCAAGGGCUAAUUUUCUGCGUACUACCAAAUUGGAGACCCUCCAAGCUUUUGUGAUGUAUCUCAUACCACUUUGCCGCAAUGACAUCUCACGUGCGCAUUCAGCGCUGAUUGGAUCUUUAAUCCGCUUGGCCGAAUGUAUGGGGUUACAUCGCGAUCCUACUACCUAUAGCACCUCGCCAGUCGAACUCCAAACACGGCGUCUCAUUUGGUACCAGAUUUGCUUCUUGGACCUUCGGAUUUGCGAGGGAACUGGCCCACGCCCCCAGAUUCGACCGGAUGACUACGACACUCGUUUUCCACUCAAUAUUAAUGAGAAUGAGCUCGAGCGCGCCGAGAACGGAGACAGCACCGUAGAUGUAACAACAGAUCGAAACAACAUCACUGACGUUUCCAUCUCGCGUAUACGAUUCGAGUGCUACGAAAUGCACCGCCUCCUUUGGUACGAAAGCCCGAAGACGGAGCACCGUCGACGGGAGGGAGAACGCAAAGUCAGCCUGACUGCAAUGCUCGCACGCGUAAAUGCCUUCAUGGCCGCUCAACAGAAGAAAUGGGUUGCUUUAUUGGACAUGUCCAACCCGAUACACGUCGUGGGAUCCGAAAUGUAUGGCAUUGUUUCAAAUAGGCUAUACGUCAUGGUUUUGCAGAAAUACAUGAGUACGGACAAACGCAAGAUGCCUGAUCGCCUGCGACAAAUCAUAUUGAGUGCAUCCGCUCUCAUUCUCGAACACUCUGCGAACAUCCAACGCCAACCUGAGCUAGCCAUUUGGUCGUGGUAUGUUGGUGCCCUACAUCAAUUCCAGGCGGCGCUCAUCCUACUCAAUGAGCUGUAUACAGGACCACGAGAAGCAGCCAUGGAAGAGCGAGUAUGGAAGUCUCUCAAUUACGCCUUUGAGAUUACAGAUGAUCGACCAAACGCGGAGAAGGUGCGGUUGAUACUGGAAGAUCUCAUUGUGAGAUCGAGAACGUAUGCCACAAUGAAAAAAAUAAAGGCUCCAAACAACAUGCCCCAGCCCGGGCCGCGCAUACACACGCACAGUUACCAAGCCAGGGAACGAGAAGAGAGGGAAGAACGUGAGCGAAGUGCCAGGAAAGGUUCUGGAGCAGCUAGUGUCGACAGCACGCCUACAAACACAGAAUUCAGUCCAGUCUCGGUACAGCCAUGCCAGCAUGCUGCAGUCGGUCCCAUGGGGCCAUCGACACCGAGAGUGGAUUGGGGUAACAUGGACCUACCCGCAUCGUUGCCAGCCUUUCCAAACACUCUCAACACUGCUGGGGCGGCUGCUUACAGCAACUUUGCCACCUCGGGAGCUACCAACUUUCUAGCAACGACUGCAAUGGCAAGUCAUGCAAUGGCAAGUAUGGUCUCGCGGUACAGCAAUGACAGUGGGAGUCCACUCGCAAACACAUACCUAGGCAUGAGUGCAGCAGCUACGGGAAGCAGUCCCAUGGACAGCCUCAACGACGUCGAUUGGAAUGAGAUCGAGAAGAUGUUUGGAAGCGCAGAUGUGGGCGCUGGCAAUAUCCUCAUGCCGCCCUUUUCCUUUCCUGAGUUUUCCGCCUCGGACUUGCAGUGGCCUAGACAAGGUGAGUCGUGA